CAACACCCCCUGACAUCCACCCCCACCCUCAGAUCCCACUGAUCCUGGAUCAGACCAGUCCAGUUAAGGUGUCCUCUGGCUCCAGGCUGAGGAGAAAGAAAUGUGUGCCAAUGAUUCCAGAUCAGCUCACAGCAUGUUAGUAAAGCCUUACAGAGCCUCACUGUCACAGAGGAGGACUCAUCCAAGUACAUCAAAUAUUACUGAGACUGUUAAUGACAAACUUCUAACUGAGAAGAAGGCAGAUGGGUUGGUGUACCACUGCUUAGGUGCAAUAACUGACUUUAUGGACCUCAUGUCCUUCAUUGAUAUCUCUCUACCGAGUGAGUGUCCACAUAAGGCAGGUCCAUGCAGGCCAGGGGCUUUUCUCUGGACAGGGGCAGAGAUUAAGGAUGGACUGCUAGAUGAGAUGAGAGAGGAGGAUCAGGGCUCCUGGAGGUGGGGUUGUGAGAGGACAUUGGAGAUCAAGGCUGCAGUAGAGGGCAUGGGCUUCCAGAGGUGCCUAGCCAGGGUGUCUGGGGUCUGGACUGGAUCCCAGAGGCUGGAGGGGGAGCAGAGGGGGAGGGUGAUGGAGAAACUCACCCUUCCUGUCGCCCCACACAGACAGGGUUUCAGGGUCAGUCAGACCACUUCCUGUGAUCCUAGCAUGGUCCAAAGGAGAUAUGACAUCAUCAGAACCGUCCUCUCAAGCAGAGCCUUCUGCACAUUGGGAAGCAAGCAGGCUGUUGCCGUGGACUACCUGCCUGUCCUCCGCACCAUCUGCCAAUCAGAGAGAACUCAGGAACAGGGCCAAGGCAGGUUUCCGCAUUACCUCAGCAGUACUCACCUGGGCCUCCCUAAGGCCACUGUGAGACUCCUUGCAGAUUAUUUCCCAUGACAAUGACCAUUGAAGUCAGCAAGACUACACAAACAGAUCUGAAACUACUAGGCAACAUGUCUGGCUCUCUACACUGCAUAACAGGGAGGUUAAUGCUAUCAUCUCCCUAUGUUAAUGACUUAUGAUUUAGUGAAUGUAGCCCAUAUGUGUUUUCAUGAUAGUUUGCUGUAUAUCUAUUAUACUGUACAUUCAUUCAUGCUUAUUACUUUUUUUUUUAAAUAUGAAUUGAAUGAGUGAGACGUUUAGGUUUCUACUGUAUGCAUUCAAAAUGUAUAUUAACUGAUGAAAUCCUAUUUUUAUAUAUUUAUGCAUAACAAAAUAAAAACAUGUAUUUGUUA
Coregonus clupeaformis (lake whitefish) is the source of this 1212-nucleotide messenger RNA. RefSeq names its product ATPase family AAA domain-containing protein 5-like. The transcript is spliced from 3 exons. NCBI's taxonomy places the organism in Eukaryota, Metazoa, Chordata, Actinopteri, Salmoniformes, Salmonidae. The record is from RefSeq and is a predicted model, not a curated record. The coding region runs from base 101 to 874 and encodes 257 amino acids.